AUGUCAGCCACAACAAAGGACAUCCUCUCUCGCGUGAGGAUGAUGAUCCCGCCUCUGCUGUCCAAGUUCCAUAAAGGCCAACUUGGCCGCGUAGCCGUCAUAGGCGGCAGCGAAGACUACACCGGCGCGCCCUACUUCUCUGCGAUGGCUUCAGCAAAGUUGGGGUGUGAUAUGUCGCACGUCAUCUGCACCCCAACAGCCGCCCAAGUAAUAAAAUCUUACUCCCCCAACCUCAUGGUCCAUCCCUACAUGCGCUCUUCCCCUUCCCCAUCAUCCCCUUCCCUCACUACCGACGCCUCAACCGAACCUCACUCCCUCGCCUCCCGCAUCAUAGCCAUGCUCUCCCGCUUACACGUCCUCGUCAUCGGCCCCGGCUUGGGCCGCGACCCCCUCAUGCAUGAUACCUGCGCACUUGUUAUUACGGCCGCCCGGGAGAGGGGAAUGCCGAUAGUCUUGGACGCGGAUGCGUUGUUGAUAGUGCAGAAUAAGCCAGAGUUAGUAAGGGGGUACAAGUUAGCCGUGCUAACACCCAACGUGGUUGAAUUUGAUCGCGUCACCAAAGCAUUGGGGAUCGAAGACGAUGGUACCUCGGAAACAGGGAGAGUGGAAAAACUCGCCCGUGCCCUUGGCGGCGUAACGGUCUUACAGAAGGGGAAGAAGGACUUUCUAAGUGAUGGGGAGAAGACAAUGGUAGUGGAUUGGGAGGGGGGACGGAAGAGGAGCGGCGGGCAGGGGGACACGUUGACGGGCCUACAAGCCAGCGAUUUGACGGACGAAGUGCACAACGCCUUCAUGAACAUCUUUGGGGAAGUUGAUGUCGACGGCGAUGAGGGUGAUGAGACCGGUGGCGCGGCGAGACUCUGA
This is a messenger RNA of Thermochaetoides thermophila DSM 1495, 864 nucleotides long. RefSeq lists its product as uncharacterized. The record is from RefSeq and is a predicted model, not a curated record. The transcript is spliced from 4 exons. Lineage: Eukaryota; Fungi; Ascomycota; Sordariomycetes; Sordariales; Chaetomiaceae. Gene Ontology annotation, molecular function: ATP-dependent NAD(P)H-hydrate dehydratase activity. Bases 1 to 864 code for a protein of 287 amino acids. Gene Ontology annotation, biological process: metabolite repair.